ACAUAUAAUUAAUUUUCCCACUGUUGUAAAUUGUAAUGGCUAAUUCGACCAACCCAAUAGAAUCUCCGGCGGCAGACUCGCCGUACGAGCUUCUGCUCCGGGCGGCGCUGCUCACACCAAUCACCCACUAUUUACUGAUACUUUAUUUAAUAUUAAUUGUGUUUAUUUAUAAUUUUCUGGAAAUUCAUUUUCUCCGAGAUUUAUUCUCCGGGUUCAGAGGACAACCCGUCACUUUGACGUUCAACCCAUCUUCUCAGCUCUACAACGACGUCGUUUCCAAGUGCACAGUUCUUCAUGGAAGGUAUUUAUCGACCCCUUGGUUAUGUAGCCCUCAUCUUCAAACUUCAUUCCUACAUUACUUCGGAAAUUCGCCCGUUGUCAACUAUCGAAGAGAGGUUUUUAUGGCGUCUGACGGUGGAACGAUAGCUUUGGAUUGGGUGAUCAAUGCCGAAGUGCAAUGUGGAGAUACGAGUCCGAUUAUGAUUAUUAUUCCGGGCUUAGCAAGUGCUUCCGAUUCUGCCUAUGUCAAGCAUUUGGCUUUCAAGAUGGCCAAGGGCGGAUACAAUGUCGUAGUGAGCAAUCAUCGUGGACUUGGCGGUGUACCGAUAACUUCGGAUAGGUUCUACACUGCUGACCGCACUGACGAUUUACGAGCACUGGUCGACCAUAUUCACCGACAAUACCCUGAAGCUCCGAUAUUCGCUGUUGGCACUAGUGUUGGUGCUAAUAUUCUGGUUAAAUAUCUUGGCGAGGACGGAGUCGAUGCUCCGAUAAUCGGAGCUGCAGCAAUAUGUUCUCCUUGGGACUCUUUGAUAGUUGACAGGUUCUUGAGACGUAGAUUCGUGCAGCGUUUAUAUAACAAAGCUCUCACCGCGGGAUUGAAAGAUUACGCAAAUUGGCACAAGGAUGUACUUUCUCGUCUUUCGAAUUGGGAAGGUGUCAAACAGGCACGUUCAGUUCGGGAAUUCGAUGAUGCCGCAACUCGAUUUCUUGCUAACUGUGAGACGGUGGAUGCGUAUUACAGGCAGUGCAGCAGUUGUAAGAAUGUGGAAGGUGUAAGAGUACCACUUCUCUGUAUUAGUUCUUUAGAUGAUCCAAUUUGUACUAGUGAAGCUAUUCCAUGGGAUGAAUGCAGGUUGAACAAUAAUGUAGUAUUGGCUACCACACAGCAUGGAGGGCACCUACCAUAUUUUGAAGGAUUCACUGCAAAAAGUGUUUGGUGGGUAAGGGCAGUUGAUGAAUUUUUUACUACCCUGAGCCUCCAAAAGAAAGAGAUCACAGUUUCCUUCAUCAAUCCUAUACAAACAUCGGAUGGUCAAUCCCCUUUGACAAACGUAACGGAAAACGGCACUGUUCCGACGCAAGGGCAAAAUGGGAACAUUGGCAUCAGACAUCGCCCAGAAAGAGAAAUCGAAUAAUGUCCGAUUAUUUAUCAGCCCAUCAAGUGAUCAACAAUAUUGAUACCACAAAUAUACGUAUACAGAUAAAUAACACAAAUUUCCCAGAAAGAAACGUGAAAAUUGUAGCAGACUUUUUAUCAAUUGUUUUCAGUGGAAUAUAACACUUCGAAAAUCAAAAUCAUGGAUUUCUAUGUCGAAUAAAAUAACUCUCUUACAGC
This is a messenger RNA of Erythranthe guttata (spotted monkey flower), 1618 nucleotides long. RefSeq lists its product as uncharacterized. Gene Ontology annotation, molecular function: monoacylglycerol lipase activity; short-chain carboxylesterase activity. Gene Ontology annotation, biological process: lipid metabolic process. Lineage: Eukaryota; Viridiplantae; Streptophyta; Magnoliopsida; Lamiales; Phrymaceae. The record is from RefSeq and is a predicted model, not a curated record.